This is a messenger RNA of Drosophila teissieri, 1395 nucleotides long. RefSeq lists its product as uncharacterized. The record is from RefSeq and is a predicted model, not a curated record. The coding region runs from base 227 to 1249 and encodes 340 amino acids. NCBI's taxonomy places the organism in Eukaryota, Metazoa, Arthropoda, Insecta, Diptera, Drosophilidae. The transcript has a single exon.
UGAAGCCAAUAAUAGAUUCAACCGUUUUAUGGUAGUGCCUAAUCAUUUUUUCUUUCUGUGGGAAAACGACGCUAUGUUGGAUAGAUAUAAAAACAUACAAAUUGGAAAGGCAGGGCAUCAGUCGACCCUAGCAGCUCAGACAGUUCAAAGUAAAAAUGAAGCAGUUCGUCGUUCUAAUGGUAAGAAUCUAGCACAUUUGUGAUCCGCGCAACAGCUUACACUUGAUAUGGUCUUGCAGUGCCUGGUGGCCCUCACCGCAGCAGCUCCCCAGGGAUACAAGUACCAACCUCAGCUACCAGCCCUUCCUAUAGGCAAUCUCCGUCCUCAGACACCUAUUUCAUCAAGUGGAAUAUACACAGGUGGCGCCGUCCCAUCUCUCGCACAGAUCGGUGUUCAGGCCGCGAUCGGUGUCCAGGCGCAGCAGCCAGCCAUUCAAGCCGUGCAGUCCAUCGCUGCCGCUCCUGCUCCUGCUUCCGCUCCUUUGCCGAUUUCUCUGCCAAAGCAGCCCUUUCUUAAGACUCCGCCCCAGCAAAAUCUGAUCAGCACUGGGCUGCAGCAGCCUCAGCAAAUCGUGUACCAGCAUCCGCAGCAAGCCCUUCAGACCCAGUUCGUCCAGCGCCCUGCGAUCGUCACCAAGGACAUUUACAUCCACUCCGCCCCCGAGGAGAAUGAGGAACUGCGUCAGGACGAGCCACAACUGGAAAAUUUGCCAAUCCGCAAGAACUACCGGAUCGUCUUCAUAAAGGCGCCGACUCAGAAUCUAAAAUACACCGCCGCGGCUCUGAAGCGGGCCCAGUCAAGCAACGAGGAAAAGACCGUCAUCUACGUGCUUUCUAAAAAGCCCGAUCUCACCGAGAUUCAGCAGCAGCUGCAGGUAACCCAGUCUGAGGCUAAGGUUCAAAAGCCCGAGGUCUACUUCAUUAAGUACAAGACCCAGGAAGAGGCCCAGCGCGCCCAGCAAGAGAUCCAGGCUCAGUACGACGCCCUGGGAGGCGCCACUCACAUUUCGGACGAGGGAGUGGCCCCCAUCGCUAGCGUUUCGAGUGGCUCCCUCAACCUGGGCAGCUUUUCGCUCCAGCACUCCCAGGGUGGCCAAACCAUCAUCCAGCCUCAGGGUCAGUCUAUUGUUCAGUUGCAAUCCCUUAACCAGGGGGUCCAGCAGCAGAACUCCUUUGUGCAGCAGCCCACUGCUGCCAUCAUCGCUCCCUCUCUGCCAUCAAGGAAGUAUGUUCCGGCGAAGACUUUUUAAUAAGUUUAUGCUGUACCAUUCCUAUCGCUUCUAUUGUUUUAUAUCAACCACCAUAAUUUAGUAAAUUGUAAUUUAUUUUUGUAAAUGCAAAAGUCGAAAAAGAUAAAAAGAUUUUAGUCGAAUCCCAAAAAGCCUUCUGUUUUGAG